AAAAGGCUAUAAAUGGAGAAGGGUGGGUAGACGCAAUUGGUAUGUAUGUAUGUUUCUAUGUAUGCAGUGUCAGAGCGGAAAACGGUGAAAAUGUAUUAUUGAACUGUUUUGUGAAAGAGAAAGAAAGAAAGAAACGAUAGAGCAAAAGAUACAUAAAUAAGAAGAUAAUAGAAGAGAAGAGUAGUAGCAAUAAGUGAGAAGUGAGUGAAUGACACUCAACACCCAAGACAAGACCCUUUAACGCAAACAACUCAAAUCAGUUCUCUCUGGGUUACAGAAGAACUGCAUCUGCGGCAUUGAAGUUUCUGUAUUCUUUUGGAGAGUAUUUAGUCCACUCUCGUUCCAUUGUUUUCUGCUGAGGCAUCUGGUUUAAAAUUGAAGUUUAAACAUGUUUUAUGCGAAUGGUUGUUGUUUUUGUGUGUUGGAAUGCUAGUUUUUUUCUUGACGAUGAUUCUCGGUGCAGAAGAAGGGUUUGUGUACUCAAUUAAGUUAAUCUUAUUGAAGUAGAAAAAUGGUCUAAUAAUCUGAAAGGUGAAUUUGUGUCUUUGAGUCUGAAGACUGAUCAGAUGGGCAGAGAAAAUGAUUCGGCAAGGACAAAGGAAGAAGUUAGUGACGAUGGUUCCUCGAGUGUUGAGAACGGGGAUUUAGAAUCUCAUGCUCGAAUUAGUCUGGACAAGGAAGGCUUGGAAACUUGUCGUGUGUGCCAAUGUACUGAAUCUGAUAAAAGGGCAGAUGCGGCGCUAGAAUUUUUGGGCAUCACCCCAGGUUCAGAAUUGUAUAAAAGCAAGGAGGAAGUAGGGUGUGAUGGCAAUGGAAUUCCCAGAAAUAUGUCUCUUAACAGAAACAUUGAAAAAAAUACAGGGAUGGUGGAAUUUGUAAGCCCUGAUGGGGAGGUUUUCAUAUGUAAAAGUGAUUUGGAACUCGGUUUGUCUCAUCAAGAUAAACUAGUUGAACUUGGAUGUUCUUGUAAAAACGAUCUGGCUUUAGUACAUUAUGCUUGUGCACUCAAGUGGUUUGUCAACCAUGGAUCUACCAUUUGUGAAAUAUGUGGACAUAUAGCAAAUAAUAUCAGAGUUUCUGACUUCAAUAAAGUUGUUGGUGCUUUAAAGGAGUAUGAAGUAUUGAGGGAAAGAACCGCUAGUGGUGAUCCUGGUCCAGCACAAGCUCGUGCAAAUGCUGGUGUGGACCCUGAUGCAGUGGCUGCUAUUCGGAGGCAACGGCUAAUUGAGAUUGCACUGUGGUUUUGUCCUCAUAAUAGCAGUACCAAUAACAACGUUAGCAAUGUGGACACAGUCUCACAGGUUGCUUCUGAGCAGCCUUUGAGUAUUGUUACUGAAGAUGCUGUCCCUGCACAAAAUACUGCAACUAAAUGGGCCGUGGAGGGUACAGGUAUCCUGCUUGCUACGGGACUGCUUACCAUCACCCUUGCGUGGCUUAUAGCCCCUCGUGUUGGAAAGGGUUAAACUUUGAAGAGGUUGUGAUAGUGAUGCAUACAUUGAGGAAGGUUUAAUGAGUUACUCGUACAUGAAGCAAAUAUAAUAGUUUGGCUCGCAAACAAUUAAUUACUCUGCAUAAUCUGUAGGGCCACCCUUUUCUCAUGUGCUUCUUCAUCUGCUAGACCAAAUGCUAUAUACCACAGAAGCUGCUUUCAUCCUUAUUCGAUACCAAUCUUUUUUAGUAAAAAAUACAUUGUGGAAAAUCAAUAGCUGGAUUAUAACUGGGAAGAAUGAUGGGAAUUAUAUGGGACAGAAAACUGCUAAUGUUCUUUAGUUUGACCACUGAAUUGAAAUUUAGUCUGGUAUUCUGUAUAAUGAUCACCUAUAUGGGUUUUAUGCCUCCAUUUAAGACUGGCAAAGGAAAAGGUCAUAUGGUCAAUGUGUAAUAUAUAGGUUUGAAGCUGGCGAUCCAGAUGAAUGAUGAAAAGUUAUGUGGUCUGCGUUCUGCUUCACAGUAGUUUAGUUUGGUCUGUUGUAAGGGGCAGUUUUGAAUAUUUUUGGGUUGUAUUUAGGAGUUGGGAGGAGAAGGGAGCAGUUGAUACAAAGGAAAAUAAAAGGGGAAAUGAGGGAAAAAGAAUGAGGGUUAAGUAACCUUUCCUUCAUGAUAAUCCUUCAUUUUCCUCCCCGAAUCAAUAAACUCCCUCACAACGGUUAGGUUUACUCAAUCUUACCCUCCAUCUAAACACCCUUUAGAAUUAUGUUUGAGAAUCUCAUUUAUGAGUGCAAAUAAUGUUGUCAGGUAAAAUGCAAUUUUGGGUGAUAGAAAGAGGUUGUUAAUUAUUAAAAUUGAAUGGUCAUUUAUCAAUGUGGUGUAUACUGUGAAGUGUGUUCAUUUUUAUGGUUGUUACUAUAAGACUUGAUGUGUGCACAUCUAAGAAAAAAGUAUGUCAUUUGUCUUUGCGUAGCAAGGUGGAUAUAUUCCUUUUGCACAACUGUUUUUAGCAUUGCACAGCACUAAGAGUAUGCAGGCUUGAACAUUUUUUUAUGGUUAAGUAUAGAGUAUGUCACUUGUAGUUUCUUAACUAUAAAGACCAGCAAAUAUAUUGAGACUAAAAUCUUAUGAGGGCCCUUUUUGCUGGUCUUCAGUUUGGGUGGUUCAAAUGUAAUGCUUGUAUUUUUCAGGGUGCUUUGGUCUCUAAAAUUUGUUUUCAUUGUUGAUUCUUGGUUACUUCGAGAGAGGAACCAUUUUGAAUGGAUAAAGUGAUCAAACAACUUUAUUGGUUUCUUUUCCUUUUGUUACACUUCCUUGUGUUGUAUGUGUGUCUAUAUAUUUCUUAUUCCCUAUUGAUUUGGUUAGAAGUAUAUGGAUAAUACAGCCUGUGUUUGUU
This is a messenger RNA of Vigna radiata var. radiata (mung bean), 2824 nucleotides long. RefSeq lists its product as uncharacterized. Gene Ontology annotation, molecular function: zinc ion binding. The record is from RefSeq and is a predicted model, not a curated record. The transcript is spliced from 3 exons. Bases 567 to 1463 code for a protein of 298 amino acids. NCBI's taxonomy places the organism in Eukaryota, Viridiplantae, Streptophyta, Magnoliopsida, Fabales, Fabaceae.